UCUUUUUGGAACCGGUGUUCUUUUUCUUUCGUUAAUGUCAAGCAAUCUUGUAUUAAAAAAGGAGCAAUACGAUGAAAACCUCUCAGGUUGGGCCGUGUUUAAUACGUAUUAAAAAAAUCACGUGACUAUAAAAAAGAUGCGGGUGUAGACAUUGUCCUUCCAUGACACUCAGUAAUAGUCUGCAACCGUCACGCAUUCCUGGGCUUAAAAUAAAUAGUAACGCUUUGAUUCUAUUCAUGUUCUCUUUUAUCUCGGAAAGAUGUCCAAUUCAGUUACAGAAAGUGGACCGAAACGCACACAAUUAAAUGACAAUAACGCAGAUUUACCUUCAAAGAAACAAAAAACAUCGGACGACAUUUGGAAGUUUAUAAACCUCGACAAUUUAGACAUCAAAAUAUUUUAUCAAUAUAUUAAGUCUAAAGACAGUGUACACAUAGUUGACGAUGAAGGAUAUAGUUUGCUUUACCUGGCAGCAUACAAUAAAAGCUUGGAAGCAUUGCGCAUUUUACUUUUACAAUCUGAUAUAGAUGUUAACAGACUCAACGGUCCUCAUAAUGAACUAGCAUUACACGCUGCUUGUUCAAAAGGGUUGUACGAUGCAGUAGAAUUACUUUUAGAUAAUGGAUCACAGGUUGAUGCCAAGGACUCGUUAGGCCACACUCCACUAACAAACGCGAUAUUCUCCAACUCUUUGUUAACUGUAAAGUAUUUGAUCGACACAGGAGAGGCUAAUGUCAAUACAAUUGAUGAACAAGGAAAUACAUUACUUCAUCUCGCAGCAUCAAAUGAUUUUAUAGAUGCCAUUCCAUUACUGAUCGAAAAAGGGAUCCCGGUGGAUAAGCAUAAUCGACGCGGUAUUUCACCACUCGCCAUUGCUAUUAGUCUAGGGUAUAUAGAAACCGCAAAUGCACUUAUAGAAGGAGGGGCCGACGUUAAUGGAAAGACCCGUUUUGCAACGGUAUUGCAUCAUGCUGUUACAUGGAAUAGAUUGGAAAUUGUGAAAAAACUAGUUGAACUUAAUUGCGACGUGGACGUUGUAAACGUUUUAGACGAGACACCAUUGUAUCUAGCUGUACAGCAAAGGAAAAUCGACAUUGUUCGAUUUCUUAUUGAAGAUGCGAAAGCAGAUCCUUGCUUCAUGCCUGGUAACGAAUCCAAUACCACCAAUUUACCCUUAUUGUACGCAGCAAACCACGGAUAUACUGAAAUGAGCAAAUUAUUGAUUACGCCAAAAACAUCUGAUUAUUUCAUGCAGACUUCGAUAGAUAUGAGUAAUCGUGUUGGAUAUUUUGGUACUGGAGAAUUUAUAAAAGAGCAGCUUUUAAAUCGAUUUCAAGCAUCACCUAAAGAAGUUAAUACGUUGAAAGAUGAAGAUUUUGCUUCACUUUUCAAAUCCUUUAGCGACGAGGAAGAAGUUUGAUCCUUCUAAUAAAAUCCUUACAUGCUAUAUGUAAAUUUAAAUAAAG
This is a messenger RNA of Mucor mucedo, 1466 nucleotides long. Its product is annotated as ankyrin repeat-containing domain protein. The record is from RefSeq and is a predicted model, not a curated record. NCBI's taxonomy places the organism in Eukaryota, Fungi, Mucoromycota, Mucoromycetes, Mucorales, Mucoraceae. Bases 260 to 1420 code for a protein of 386 amino acids. The transcript has a single exon. Gene Ontology annotation, molecular function: protein binding.